This is a messenger RNA of Morone saxatilis (striped sea-bass), 2857 nucleotides long. Its product is annotated as lanC-like protein 3. Gene Ontology annotation, biological process: peptide modification; carbohydrate metabolic process. The coding region runs from base 108 to 1331 and encodes 407 amino acids. The record is from RefSeq and is a predicted model, not a curated record. The transcript has 5 exons. NCBI's taxonomy places the organism in Eukaryota, Metazoa, Chordata, Actinopteri, Moronidae. Gene Ontology annotation, cellular component: plasma membrane.
UGGAUGAGGCGCAGUUUCCUCUCGCAUCCUUGGAUACCUCCGAGCAGGCAGACACAUCUGCUGCAUUAGCGUGGUCCUGCAGGAAGUCCCGGUUCUGUUCCUCGGUGAUGGAAAACACCCGCUGCUUUGCCAACCGCUUCUCCGACUACAAAGGCGCGCUGCUCCCGGACCAGGGCGCGCAGGCCAUCGUGCCCAUCAUCGUCUCCACCGUCGACAAAGUCCUGAAAAAGGUUCCCAUCGACAUCAACGACUGCGACGGAGGGCUGUACGAUGGCCCGGCCGGGGUGGCUUACAUGCUGUAUCACGUCAGCGAGUGUCCGCGGUUCUCCGAGCACCGGGACGCCUACCUGAAGACGGCCAAGCAGAUAAUCGACGUAUCGGUCCGAUAUGUGGACGCAGAGCCGGACAAGAACAUGCGAGCCGCCUUCCUGCUCGGAGGGGCGGGCAUCUACGCGGUGGCCGCUCUCAUAUAUAAAUCCCUGGGCUUGGCUGAUUUCGUUAAGCCGCUGACCAAAUUUCGCAACCUGUGGGAGGUGUGUGCGCCCAUCCAUUUCCGGGAGUGCGGCUCGGAUGAGCUGUUUGUGGGGCGGGCUGGGUACCUGUGUGCCGCCCUGGUCCUCAAGCAGAAGCUGUGCAUAGAGAUUCUGAGCAAAGAUCAAAUCAAAUCCAUUUGUCAAGCCAUCAUCGAGUCAGGAAGACAGUACGCCAGGAGGAAGAGAAAGCCUUUCCCCCUCAUGUACUCGUACUACGGAACAGAGUAUCUUGGUGCAGCCCACGGCCUCUCCUCAGUGUUGCAGAUGCUGCUGAGCUACCAGGACAUGCUCAGUGGGGCAGAGAAGGACCUGGUGUGGCAGAGCGUCGAUUUCCUCAUGAAUCAGGAGCAGAACUGUAACUGGCCUGCAGAGCUGGGCGCCAUGAUCGAGAGGGAGAACGAACUGGUGCACUGGUGCCACGGAGCCCCGGGUGUGGCGUAUCUAUUUGCUAAAGCCUACCUGAUCAAUAAGAAGCCCCAGUAUCUGGACACGUGUAUCCGCAGUGGGGAGCUCGUGUGGCAGAAAGGGCUGCUGAAGAAGGGACCUGGGAUUUGUCACGGAGUUGCAGGAAGCGCUUACGUCUUCCUCCUGCUUUAUCGGCUCACAGGCAACUCGAAAUACAUUUACCGUGCUCAGAGGUUUGCAGAGUUCCUCUUCACUGAGGAGUUUAAGAUGGGCUCCCACUCAGUGACCAGUGUCUGCAGCCUGUUUGAAGGCCUGUCGGGGACUAUUUGUUUCCUCGUCGACCUCCUGCAGCCAGACCAGUCAGAGUUCCCUCUGUUUAGUGUCUUUGUGUGAAUUGACACCGGUUUACUGCUGUUCACUAACCUGAACAAACAUCAUCCCUUCCCUCUGAAAUCCCUCAAGAACUGGAUUGAUAGAAGCCACUGAGAAUGUGGGUUUAAAACUGUGAGCUGAGCGGGAGUGCGGGGAGGGAUGGUAUUUGUUUGGGAUUUAGAAAAUCAUAUUUGAGUACAGUUGGAGUAGAAAAAUGGUCAAGAUUUGUGUCUAUGCUAAAGUGGAUGUUCAGCUUCUACGCUUUACACGAUUCAUUCCACUUACUGUAACAUUGUCCAUUUCAAUUUACACUGUAGUUAAUACACUAAAGCAGAGGUUUUCAAACUGUGAGGUGUGCCUCCCCUUGUGGCGUGGGAGGGUUGGAGGUAGUGACGUGAGCCAAAGAUACUGCGUGAAGUGAAUUUGAGUCAAACUCUUUCUCUGGGUCAUAACUCACUGUCAGAUUUUGGAAACGCCUGCACUAAUGUAUUGGCAGUUUUGAAACGUGGUACUGCUGGUAGGCUUCCUUUAUUGAAAUUGCAGCGUAGACUAUAUAACAAAGAUGUUGCUCUCAGGUCAGACAGACACAUGCACAUAUUGUACUGACAGCUAAAACAAAUGGCAAUCACACCCAAGUCACAAAAAAGAAAAACAGAAAACAUUAAAACAAGUGUCACAUAAUGCCUUUAAAAUUUUUCUACCACUCCACCAGCUGAGCGUCACGUAUCGCAGACCUUUGAGUUUAUGUCUUUAGGGAAUGUUAUCUCAAAUUACUGCUGCCACAACCUUUAAUGAUUAAUAUAAGGAGGGAUUUUGAAACUGAACUUGCAAAUGAUCAAAGCUGGGUAGAGAGGUACAACCAACAGAUGCUUAGAGAAAUAACUGUAGAUUAUUAUUAUUGUUUGCUCUGUGCAAUGUGUGUGAAACGAGGUGAGUGACAGCUGUUUGUAUUUGAUGUUUCAAACUGUGUCAGCAACCGUAUGGGAUAUUUGAAAUGUUCAGUACGUUGUGAUGUCUAACCCGUGUAGUAUGUUAGAUUGUAGGUUUGUGAUGGAGACCAAGAACAAGUGAAACAUUCCAGUGUGAGAAUUUAAUUUUCUUUCCAAUGCCAUCUGUUCAAGAUGAUACUCAGUUAUGUAAAUUAACAGUUGACAGAGAAUUUCUUUACAUUAAGUGAUAAUGAGGCCUUAAAAAUACAUUUCUAGCAUUUGGAUAUGAUCACAUCUCUCAGAGUAAAACAGAUUGAGAGGAAGAAGAAACUGAAAAUGCUUUAAGAGUUUUGUGACUGAAGUUGGUAAAACAAAAAAAAAAAGGGUGAAUAGUAGCAGUUUCCCAGUGCUAACUGUGCCUGUUGUGGAACAUUUAUAAGCUGUGUUUAUGUCUGUGUGUUGUUUUUGCAAUUGCAAUCAUGGCUGUCCACAACAAAGUCUGCGGGAUUAUUGUUAUUAAUAAAGUGUCCUGAUGAAAAAAGUUUGUUUUCUGAAAAUGAAACACCCUCAGCUGACUCCACACAUAGUGACAAAUGAACCUCUGACAACACUUCCAGA